Messenger RNA from Syngnathus typhle (broad-nosed pipefish), 2791 nucleotides. It is a transcript of the gene map6b, whose product is annotated as microtubule-associated protein 6b. The transcript has 3 exons. Bases 140 to 1180 code for a protein of 346 amino acids. Gene Ontology annotation, cellular component: cis-Golgi network; microtubule; Golgi-associated vesicle. Lineage: Eukaryota; Metazoa; Chordata; Actinopteri; Syngnathiformes; Syngnathidae. Gene Ontology annotation, molecular function: calmodulin binding; microtubule binding. Gene Ontology annotation, biological process: regulation of microtubule cytoskeleton organization; cytoskeleton-dependent intracellular transport; microtubule cytoskeleton organization. The record is from RefSeq and is a predicted model, not a curated record.
GGUCGUCGUUGACGCGUGCAGCCUCAGCACGUUCGUCGAACCCGCCGACAUCCUGCAGGAGAGGAGGAAAGCAGCAGCGAGCAGGGAAGCCCGCCCGCCAAGCAGCCUCGCAUUAGCACCACCGCGGACGCAAAGCAACAUGGCGUGGCCGUGCAUCACGCGGGCUUGCUGCAUCAACCGCUUCUGGAGCGAGCUGGACAAGGGGGACAUCGCCGUCCCGCUGGUCUUCACCAAAUACUCCGACGUCCAGCAGAAGCAGCCGAGGGGGGCCGCUGCGGAGAGCCAGCCGGAGGCCGCCAAGGCACCGCCCGCUUCCGCCGGCCCAGAUGCCUCCUCCUCCUCCGUCAUGCGGCAAGACUUCAAAGCGUGGAAAGUACGCCCGGAGCCCAGCUGCAAACCCCGGAACGAGUACCAGCCAGCGGCCGGCCCCUUCAACCCGGUGACCCAGUACCAGAAGGACUACAAAGCCUGGCCUAUCCCGAAGAAACACGACCACCCGUGGAUCCCCAAAGCCGACGCCCCCACAACCACCACCGCCGCCGCGGGGAAGGUGGAGCGAGUGGCCGCCGAGAUGGAGAUCGGCGUGGAGAAAAGCGAGAUCGAGGAGAAGCUGCAAGAGAAGGAGGUGAAGGAGCCGGCCGGGAGGGACAAGUCGGUCGAGAGGAAAGACCUUCAAGAGGCGCCCGGCGGCAAAGGCAGGGCGGCCGCCGACGCUCUCAACAGGCACAUUAAGGAGACCAGCACUUCGAGCAGCAGCUACAGAACUGAAUUCAAGGCCUACAAGGACGUGAAACCGGUCAAGGUCAUCAAGGCGGCGUGCCAGUACAAACCUCCGGCCGGGAAGGAGAGCAGCCUGGAAACCAGCUACAGCGCCACAUACAGGGGCGAGCAGGUCAAGGCCCAGCCGGCUGAUAACAAGCUGCUGGAGCGCAGGAGGAUACGCAGCCUGUACAGCGAGCCCGGAAAGGAGCCGCCCAAGACGAACAAAUCGGCGACUCGCAUCCGGCCAAAGAAAGCGACCACGGGGAAGUCUGUGAAGAAGGCCAAGGAGAGCAAGGAGAAGAAGCUUCUGGCCGCUUCGGCCAAGAAGAAAGACGAUGCGGCGGCGGCAGAGGCGGAGGCGGGCAUCACCAAGAAGAACAAAGAGAUCAGCAAUAGACUGGCCGAGGCUAAACAGUAACAGCCGCAUCGUCUUCGGGCCUAUUCGCAACAUGCUCCACUGCCUUUUCUCUCAUUUAGCUCAUGUAUGUGAAUGUGUGUGCGUGCACAAAAGAGAGCAAACGUGUGUGUCCUCAAAGCUGAUUUAUUGUCACACCUUGUUGAUUCGACACCAUUUCACUUGAUAAGACUUUUUACAAAUGCAUUGCACAUUUUGCAGCCAAAUCACUCCGCAACAUUCCUAACAUAUCAUUCCAUAAUUUUAAUCAUUCCAUUUCAUUUAUGAUUUAAUAUCAUGCCACGUUAAUCCAUUUUUUUUCUCAGCUAUCCAGCAUUCGCACCUUUUUUUUUUUUUUUUUACCAGAAAUUGCAUUUUCUAUUGUUAUCCAAUACAACUUUAUUCAUAGCACGCUUUCACAAUGAUUAGCUAAGCACCUAAUUUGCACGUUGGUCCCGAAGAGCCAUGCUUAUGUGUUCUGUACAUGUACAAAAGGGCGGCUUUACACCGGAACACAUCCAAGGAUUGUAAAAAGUCAUUUUGCGAGGGGAUGAAAGUGUCGUUAUUGUGCCUCGACUGCCUCCCCGUCUGCGGCCGAUCUCCAGUUUCAUUCGUUUUGUUGCUAAGAAACCAAAUCAAUUGGAGUAGAAUUCCCUGCAGCUUGCAUGCAAGGCCCCUUUUUUGCCCCCCCCCCCCCCCCCCCCGAUAUACAGUACGCAUUCUCGCUUGUACAUUGAGCCGUUUAGGGUCCAUAUAUGCUGUGCUUCUUGAAAUGAUAUAUGCAUGUCUCGUAGUAACAAAAAGACGAUAAGUCUAGUAGUGGCUGUACAAGCUCUAAAGUAAAUACACACCAGCAAGGUGGUUCCUAAUGCACCCUUAGUCUUACACUAAUACGAAAUUGUACUUUGUAAAGUAAAUUGUUGUCUUUUGCUUUCAAUGCAUGAUGUAAAGAAACAAAACCCUUGAGGCCAAUAAUUGACAUUUUGAGUAGGAGUCUUAAAGCCACACUGGAGAGCAAAAAAAAGAGUGAUGAGAAAAUAGUCACAAAAAUACAGAGGAAAAAAAUGUAACAUUGGAAGAUAGUUUUAACGUUGGGAAAAAAAAAUCAUGAUUUUUAUAUUGUAAGCGCUUUAUAUUGAGAGAAAAUAAACUAUCAUUUUAGAAAUGAGUAGUGUUAUGACCCAAAAACGUCGAGUGAAAAAUGUAAUUUUGCAAAAAAACGAGUAAAAUUAUUCAUCGAUGACUUUUUUUCUCGUAAUAUUACAACUUUAUUGUCAUAUUUGUACUAUUUUGCUUUCCAGUGUGCCGCUAAAACUCCUUCGUUGUCUGCACAUGUGCGUGAGUGUGUGUGUGUGUAAAUGUGUGCGUGUCCAUAUCACAAAGACAACAAAGUGCCAGACAGACUCAGACUCCCUGGUGCCAAGGCCCCCAUGUUUUUUUUUUGUUGUUGUUUUUUUUUUUUAUCCAUUUUAUUCUGAGCAUUUUCUCAUCACUGAUGAAAAACUAUAAAGGGACAAAAAGACAAACAGAUGCAGACGAUGACGUGUGUUCUGAUCUUUGUGUGUGUGUGCGCGUAUGUGUGCUUCUUAGCUUGUUCCAAAUGAACUCGAAUUAAAGACAAAAAGUGAAUGUCAA